CAUCCCCUUGUUGGGCCCCAUGGUGGGUGGGGUCACUAGGAGCUGAAUUUUUUCUGUAAUUAUGGAUUCAAAAAAUUCAAAAAGUUCUUGUGCACCAACAACAAAAACAAACAAAAAAAUCUCCACUAAUCCAGCGUUCUUAGUAGUGCACGCAACCGGAGAAAAACCCUUGGCUAAAGCUUCUCCUUUCUUGAUUCAAAAAUUGUUUGAAUCGACCAUAGGACAGUUGAAAAAAAUACAAAAAUUAAGAUCUGGAGAUUUACUGGUGGAAACAGCUUCCCCACAACAAUCGGCAAAACUUCUGGAAACAAAGACCCUAGGAGAAAUGGAAGUCACUGUCACCCCACAUGUGAGCCUAAACUCAUCACGUGGGGUAAUAUCUGAGAUCGAUCUGAUAUCUGAAGAUGAAUCAGAUAUUCAGAUUGGCCUUUCAGACCAAGGUGUCACUGCUGUCCGACGCAUUUCCAUUCGUCGAGAUGGCAAGUUGAUUCCCACCAAACACCUUAUUUUGACAUUUAAUAAACCGACUUUGCCAUCUGUUAUUACAGCAGGUUAUCUGCGCUGCCCAGUUCGCCCAUAUGUUCCAAAUCCGCUGCGUUGCUUUAAAUGCCAGCGAUUUGGACAUUCACAAACAUCGUGCCGAGGGAAAAGCAUAUGCGCACAGUGCGGAACUGAAGGUCACGAGAGUACUGAGUGUACCACUACUCCGUGCUGUGUGAAUUGCAAAGAUGCCCAUCCUGCCUACUCUCGAAAAUGCCUAGCAUGGCAGAGAGAGAAAGAAAUCCAGCGAGUAAAAACCAUUAACAACAUACCAUACCCGGAGGCUCGGCGAAUGGUCACUCAAAGCACAGUAGUGAAACAGAAAACAUUUGCUUCUGUGUUGAAAUCCACAAUGUCAUGUGGGGUUCAAACUGAUAUCUCUGUCUCCCCAAGCGAAUCUCUUACUCGCCAUGCGAAAUGUUUAAUACUCCCGUCUACACAAACACCAGAAAAGGAGAUCACAAAAGGAAAAACACCCCUGCCUAAAACAGGGGUAAUUACAAGAAACCUGGGUUCUAAAAAGGCUAAUAAGAACCCACUAAACAAACAGAGAGUGAAAGCAGCUCUCUCUAAAUCUAAAAAAUCAGAGGCUCAGUCCAUGAGUGAGUUCUCUGAUAUCUCUGAUGAAGAGAAUAAUAUGGAGGUAACCCAACCAACGUCACCUCCAAAAGGAAAAUCAUCAGUUAAACUGAAGAGGGACACUUUUUCUAAGAAUGCUGCCUCAAACACAUAAUGGAUUAUAAAAUAAUCCAAUGGAACUGUCGUGGUU
Molecule: messenger RNA, 1309 nt
Organism: Centruroides sculpturatus (bark scorpion)
Lineage: Eukaryota; Metazoa; Arthropoda; Arachnida; Scorpiones; Buthidae
Exons: 1
Coding region: 62-1273 (403 amino acids)
Molecular function (GO): nucleic acid binding; zinc ion binding
Source: RefSeq, a predicted model, not a curated record